AUGUAUAUCGACCCAACUAACCACCACUUUGCGGUUAGCUGGGUCGAUCUACCAAAGUACCUAAGUGCCUGGGUCGAUUUAGGAAAUCUGGGUCGAUCUACCAAAGUACCUAAGUGCCUGGGUCGAUUUAGGAAAUGGACCCAGUUGCCGGGGCCCACCUUCUCGGCCCGAGGUGCCCAGAAGCGGCUGGAGGAUGAGUUCGCCCUUGAUCCUGCUCACGCCGGCGCCGACUUCCGCCCCUGGGCGUUUGAGAACGUCGUCCUCACCAUACUGAACAUCGUCAACGACCAACUCUUUUCCAAGUCUAUCGAAGCCGUUAGCGGAAACGUCAGUCGACGUUGGAAUAAAGCCCUUCGCCACUAUAACAUUUCUCUUGGUGCCCUUGCUUUCCUCUUUGGCGACACCAUUAUUGCCUCCCGUCCUUGCGCCGAAGCCACCACUAAGCUCUGCAAAAGCCACCCCGCCAACAGCAUAAUUGAUCUCUACCUUACUUACCGGGCCCAGUGUUUGAUUGGCCAAGUCAGUCAGAAAGCCGCCGUCAAGCGCUUCCGCCAAGCCAUCCAAUCGAUCAGUCAACACGCAUGGCCUCUCAAGCACAGCCAGCCAAAGGGUAAACGAGCAGCCACUGCUUCCGACGACGCAAACGCUUCAGACACAGAUAUGCACACUGAUAUUGGGCCCCAAGCCCCAAGUCGCGUUUCCGAGUCCCCCGAUUGUGAGCGCAGCCAGAAGCUGACUGCCUUUGACGAAAGCCACGACGGCCCCCCCAGUUCCGAGGCGGCGCCGCAAUAUGCGCAUCUUGCUUCCGACGAGCGUAGCCCCUUUCAAUUCAACUCCAUCGCUUUACCAAGCAGCAUCGAUUGCAAGCCUCGAUACAAGCAUCAGCGCUCUCUCAGCAACACCGGAUUUAUUGUCUCCCCGUGUGCAUUUGAGCCACUGGAAAGGCCUACCAAGCUUCCUCGUAUCUCCGUGAUUCCUGCUGCGCCUAAAACCGCGCACUACACGUCGCGCAGCAGAAUACGACGAGUCGAUCUACAAGACAUCCUGCAAAGUGCCUCCAGGUUAGACGGAGCCACCUGGCUCAACGAUACCGUCAUGCAAACCAUUAGCCAGAGGCUUGAGUCUACAACCGUCGGUAUUAUUCACAGCCUAACAAUCGCCGCCAAGCAAGUGACGGAACGAGGGCGUCUACAGCUACAGACAACCAUAGCCAAGAGCAAGGUUCUCCUCUUCUUGAACCAUAACAGAGACCACUGGAUUCUCUUCCUCUGGGAACCGGUUCGAAACCUUGUCACCGAGUUCAAUUCCAUUUCUACAGUCUCGUCAAACGCCCCGUCUGCCGACCCGUCUACCGCAUCACCUGCAGAUGCACCCAGCCAAACCGUGUUAACCUUUUUGCGGUGGGUUACCAACGAUGCCAGUCUUCAGGUUACAUUGCAAAAAGCCAAGUGUCCUCAACAACCCAACGCUUUUGAUUGCGGUGUAUACGUGCUGGCCUUCGCCGAGAAAGUCGCCAAGAACAACGAGAUUCCGCCCACCCUUGACGGAAACCUAGAACGAGUCUGCCUUGGGGGUGCUGUCCUUACAUCUUGGAACUGCGUCCCGCGUGCCGAAGAGCUGGUACCCCUGGGCCCGCACAUCCCGCGCACCACGGUCGAGCGGGUGGCACUGGUCAGGCUGCUCCGUCAUCGACAGACCAAUCUCCGCGCUCUAAUGCAAAGCUACGAGACGCAGCCGAAUCAGACCAGCGUCACGUCCUUGCGCACAGGCCAGAUCCAUUCCUUGACAGAGGCGGAAUGGCGUGACUGCCAACAAUCGACAUUGGCUGGCAUCAUCCUCAAUGAGAUGACGGAGCACCGUCGUGAUUUGGAGAGUGCUCUUCGCUCACACAACACUGUCAAUAUGUUGGAAACGGUCCAACCGCUUGAUUCUGCCUUAAGGGAGCAGAUCAAGGGCUUCAUAGCAGCCAUGGAUGCUCGCGAUGCCGUUAGACAUGAAGAGGCAGCAGGCGCAGGAAUGCUUGGCAAACAGGCCGAGGACCGAAAGACGAGAAACUGUGCAGCCAUGUACAUGAACGCCGUCCUGGCAGAGGGGUCGUGGGACGAAUCAGCCGAGUCUGAUGCACAGAAGCGGCAUCUAGCUCGAGAAUCAACGCAGGAUGGCUACGUCAGAAGCUGCGUGCACAUACUGAUCCUCCGCUACAUGAUGACUAAAUUUCGCUUGAUGAACGGGACAGGCGGAAGAUGA
This is a messenger RNA of Colletotrichum navitas, 2247 nucleotides long. RefSeq lists its product as uncharacterized. The record is from RefSeq and is a predicted model, not a curated record. The coding region runs from base 1 to 2247 and encodes 748 amino acids. The transcript is spliced from 7 exons. Gene Ontology annotation, cellular component: nucleus. NCBI's taxonomy places the organism in Eukaryota, Fungi, Ascomycota, Sordariomycetes, Glomerellales, Glomerellaceae. Gene Ontology annotation, biological process: proteolysis; protein desumoylation. Gene Ontology annotation, molecular function: deSUMOylase activity.